AUGGCGAACCGAACAGUGAAGGACGCGAAAUCUAUUCGCGGCACAAAUCCGCAAUAUCUUAUAGAAAAGAUCAUCAGAUCACGUAUUUACGACUCUAAAUAUUGGAAGGAAGAAUGUUUCGCUUUAACCGCAGAGUUACUAGUCGACAAAGCUAUGGAGUUACGUUAUGUCGGAGGCGUACAUGGUGGCUUCAUAUACCCUACACCCUUCCUGUGUUUAGUGUUAAAAAUGCUACAAAUACAACCUGAAAAAGACAUUGUGGUCGAGUUUAUAAAGAACGAAGAGUUCAAAUAUGUUCGGGCACUGGGUGCGUUCUACAUGAGACUCACAGGGACGUCGGUAGAUUGUUACAAAUAUUUGGAGCCUCUAUAUAAUGAUAAUCGAAAAUUGCGGCGGCAAAAUAGACAGGGACAGUUCGAAAUUGUGCACAUGGAUGAAUUUAUAGACGAACUGUUGAGGGAAGAGCGUUUAUGCGACGUCAUUCUGCCAAGAAUACAGAAAAGGCAUAUUCUGGAGGAGAAUAAUGAACUGGAGCCAAAAGUUUCUGCACUAGACGAUGAUUUAGAUGAUGAAAUGCCCUCUGAUGAUGAGAAUCCCGAUGUGGAAGCCAAAGAAAACAGAAAGGACAAAGAUAAUAAGAGGGAUAAAGAACGAAGAAAGGAUAGAUCCAGAGAACGCGAACGUCGCGACAAAGAUCGCAAACGCGAGCGUUCCAGAAGCAGAGAUAGAGAGCGUAGAAGAGAAAGGGAAAAAGAACGAGAAAGGGAGAAAGACAGAGAGCGCCGAGACCGCGAGAGAGAACGAGAAAGGGAACGGAGGGAAAGAGAGAGACAUGAAGCUGAUAGGAGGAGAGGACGAUAUUAG
Hyposmocoma kahamanoa is the source of this 864-nucleotide messenger RNA. RefSeq names its product pre-mRNA-splicing factor 38 (gene Prp38). Bases 1 to 864 code for a protein of 287 amino acids. Lineage: Eukaryota; Metazoa; Arthropoda; Insecta; Lepidoptera; Cosmopterigidae. The record is from RefSeq and is a predicted model, not a curated record. The transcript is spliced from 2 exons. Gene Ontology annotation, cellular component: precatalytic spliceosome.